Molecule: messenger RNA, 1481 nt
Organism: Centrocercus urophasianus (Greater sage-grouse)
Lineage: Eukaryota; Metazoa; Chordata; Aves; Galliformes; Phasianidae
Product: TLE family member 5
Exons: 7
Coding region: 128-721 (197 amino acids)
Biological process (GO): regulation of DNA-templated transcription; negative regulation of canonical Wnt signaling pathway
Cellular component (GO): nucleus; transcription regulator complex
Molecular function (GO): transcription corepressor activity; protein binding
Source: RefSeq, a predicted model, not a curated record
ACAAAGGCGGAGGAAAAGAAGGAGGAGGAGGAAGGGGGGGGAAAAAAGCAAAGCAAACAAACCGGGAACGGAGCGGUGCGGUGGAGCGGUGGACCGCUGAGUGCGGUGAGCCGGGCUGCAGCCUGACAUGAUGUUUCCACAAAGCCGACACUCGGGCUCCUCUCACCUGCCGCAGCAGCUCAAGUUCACCACCUCCGACUCGUGCGACCGCAUCAAGGACGAGUUUCAGCUCCUGCAGGCCCAAUAUCACAGCUUGAAGUUGGAAUGCGACAAACUCGCCAGCGAGAAAUCGGAGAUGCAGCGUCACUACGUCAUGUAUUACGAGAUGUCCUACGGGCUGAAUAUUGAAAUGCACAAACAGGCUGAAAUCGUCAAGAGGCUCAAUGGGAUCUGUGCACAGGUUCUGCCCUACCUUUCACAGGAGCACCAGCAGCAAGUCCUGGGAGCCAUUGAACGAGCCAAGCAGGUGACGGCACCGGAGCUGAACUCCAUCAUCCGUCAGCAGCUCCAAGCCCACCAGCUCUCGCAGCUCCAAGCCCUGGCGCUGCCUCUGACUCCGCUGCCCGUGGGGCUGCAGCCCCCAUCCCUCCCCGCCGUCAGCGCCGGCUCCGGCCUCCUCUCGCUCUCGGCCUUGGGCUCCCAGGCUCACCUGGCCAAGGAGGACAAGAACGGCCACGACGGGGACGCCCACCAAGACGACGAUGGGGAGAAAUCAGAUUAGAGUGAAGGGGUCGGGGCUGCUGGGUGUGGGGGGACGUCCGUGCCAGACGCAGCAGCCGCAGGGCAGCAGCGCCCCAGGGCAGCGCCGUGGCAGCCGCUCUGUGCCCCCCAGCCCGGCUCUGUUCUGGGGGCGCUGCACCCACUGCUCCCCUCGGUAUUUAACGACGACCCUCGGUCCUACAGGUUUCUGCACAACUCCCUGCCCCAACGACCCCCCCUCCUCCCCCUCCCCCCAAAAGCCCCCCCCCCCCCCAACCCCUCUCGCCUCUCCGGCUCCUCGCUGUUCUGCAUGUCUCUGUUUUUAACCAGUCCCGCAGCAACCGCCGCAGUUCCAUGUGUCCAGCCGGGUUUUCUCGGGCUGGGGGGGGGUCCUGCUGCCCGCCCCCCUUGGCAGAACACUGCUGGGGGGGCUGGGAGCUUGGGGGUGGCUGGGGGGCAUUCGGGUGCCUGGGAGCCCCCCGGUCCCCUCCCCACGCCCCCCUGUAGAGGAUACAGCAGCUUUCUCUGUUCUUAUCUCCGUGCGCUAGCGUGUCUACAAAACAAAAAGAAAUAAUAAUAAUAAUACAAAAAAUGGAACGACGAUGACGACGAAAGAAGAAUAAAACUAAAUAAUAAUCUGGUGUUUGUAUAUAGUCCUUUAGACAGAUCUCGUUUUGCUUUUUGUGUUUAAUCACUUGACCUAUAAUAAGAGGAACUGAAAAUGCUGUAUCAAGGACGUACAAGCUGUGCCUUUCAAAUAAAGAAAUAAGAAGGUUGGUUAA